CUUUCUCGCUUACCAAAACUUUCUCACUUGUCUCAUAAAUCAUAAUAAACCCAAAAAAUCAGGGAAUUUCCCAAAACCCUAAAAUUUCACUCGAAUUGCCUACCCUCCUCUCUCAAUAGAUGACAGAUCUAAUGGUUCCGAGCAAGAGACCGCGAGCCCCAAGCUUCUCCGAUAAGCAUCCUGAUGAGUACGUAGGUUCUUCGGAUUGGUUGCCGGCCGAGAAAGACAAGCCUCAGGUUCAGGUCAAUAACUUCCUUGAGCUAUGCCGUUUCUGCAACAAGAACCUGCGUCACGACGAGGACGUUUUCAUGUACGGAUACUUGGGGGCAUUCUGUUCAAAACAAUGCAGAGCAAAACAGAUGGCGUUGGACAUCUUUAGGGAAUUCCCGCGACAGAAAGCAAUUGCUAAGAAGGGAAGAACCUCCAAAGAUGAAGUGUUAGAGAGGAUCUCAUCAUCAUCAUCAUCAUCACGCUUUUAUAUAUGAUUUUGUAUUUAAUGAUGAUUCAGUGUAGAUGGAUAUGUGCAACAAAGCCCUUUGUCUCGUUUUUUUUAGGGGGAAUUGGCUUACCACUCUCACAAGUUUGCAUCGGCAUUGUUAUUACAUCUGUCGAUGAUCAAACUUUCUCUUUGUUUUUUUUAGGACUCUCUUUUUUAAGUCUUGUUUGAACAAACCAAUUUGAUGUAC
This is a messenger RNA of Arabidopsis arenosa, 686 nucleotides long. NCBI's taxonomy places the organism in Eukaryota, Viridiplantae, Streptophyta, Magnoliopsida, Brassicales, Brassicaceae. The record is from the annotation of a GenBank genome assembly.